GUGCCUAAGUGAUGCGACAGCGAGUCGGAGUAAAAUCUGCCUCAGGAUACCCAAGGGAUGGCUACUGUGCCGUAUGGAUCCAACGCAACGCGAAAUCUCACCAACCAGUUUGUCCAGCCGCCGUGGCGCAUCGCGUUGUGGUCCGUGGCGUACAGCACCGUCCUCACAGUGGCGGUUUUGGGGAACUUGAUUGUGAUUUGGAUUAUUCUCGCUCACAAGCGGAUGAGAACUGUGACGAACUAUUUCCUGCUAAACUUGGCUGUCUCUGAUGUUGCUAUGGCCGCUUUCAACACGCUGGUAAACUUCAUCUACGCGGCUCAUGGCGAGUGGUACUUUGGAGAGGCAUAUUGCAGGUUUCACAACUUCUUACCCGUCACUGCUGUGUUCGCCAGCAUCUACUCUAUGACUGCUAUAGCCCUAGACAGGUACAUGGCCAUCAUCCACCCGCUUAAGCCGCGCCUGUCAGCGACGGCCACCAAAGUGGUGAUUGUGUGUAUCUGGAGUCUGGCUGUGGUGCUGGCCUUCCCUCUCUGCUUCUUCUCCACCAUCCGCGUUCUGCCUCGCAGGACCAUCUGCUAUGUGGCCUGGCCCCGGAUGACGGAUGACCCCUUCAUGUAUCAUAUCAUAGUGACAGUUCUGGUCUACCUGCUGCCCUUAGUGGUGAUGGGCAUCACCUAUACAAUUGUGGGGGUGACUCUGUGGGGAGGUGAGAUCCCUGGAGAUUCAUCUGAUAACUAUCAUGGACAGCUCCGAGCCAAGAGGAAGGUGGUAAAGAUGAUGAUCAUCGUAGUGGCUACCUUUGCUCUCUGUUGGCUUCCCUAUCACGUCUACUUCAUCGUGACGGGCCUCAACAAACAUCUGACCAGGUGGAAGUAUAUCCAGCAGGUUUACCUUUCAGUGUUGUGGCUGGCCAUGAGCUCUACCAUGUACAACCCCAUCAUCUACUGCUGCCUCAACAGCAGGUUCCGGGCUGGCUUCAAGCAGGUUUUCCGCUGGUGUCCGUUUGUGCGGGUGUCGAGCUAUAAUGAGCUGGAGCUUCAGAACACGCGGCUCCGCCCAGGUCACCAGAGCAGCAUGUGCACCCUCUCUCGUGUUGAGACCAGCAUCCACAGCAACGAUCGCUACUUGAGCAAAGGGAAGAGCACUUCCUCCCGUGGAAAGCCUGCUAACAUAGAGGGUUAGUUGCACUGACUGGAAUGCUCGCAUACAGAUUUUCCAGCAUGAGAAAUUUAACUGCACGAACAAACGUUGGUUGGUCAAGUAUUUGAGUUGAUAAAUGCUCACUGGAGUUAUGUUUCUGUACUCACACAGCUGAUAUGGCUGUGUGUGUUCAGCACCACCCAAAGUGCUAAAUUAGGUCUGAUGGAUGUGUGUCUAAACACUGGAAUAGUGUUUACUUUUACAUUUGCAGAGCUGAAUUCCACUGAUGACGUUUUUGUAUGUGUGCAUAGUAACAACAAGACAUAAACAUACAAACUAACAUUGUCUAGUUAUAUCCCUGGAUUUUUGUCUGCUGUUCGUUAGUUUGUAUUAGUAAAUUGCUGCUUUUUUAAUGUGUGAGCAUUGAGCAUUAACACUGUGUGCAAUAUUUCAUAUUUAGUUUCGGUGGUAUAAAUGAGGUUUGAUAGGAUUACUGUCAUAUUAAAUUGUAUUUAAAACAUAUAAUAUUUCAUGACACCGGUGAUUAUUAGUAUAACUAUGUGCAUAGAGUUUAUAGCUAUAUUUAUAUGAUUUUGUAAAUAUGUUUAAUGCCACAACAUGUUUUUGUUGUCUUCUUUUAGAGUGAGAGUAGGGGCAGCUCUUACCUUAUGCCUAUAUUAGAAAUUAUUAAGGUGGAGAAAAUGCUAAAUUGAAAGGUUGUGGAAGGAUAAAAACAGCCUCUUUGUCAUCUU
This is a messenger RNA of Myripristis murdjan (pinecone soldierfish), 1892 nucleotides long. RefSeq names its product tachykinin receptor 3-like (gene tacr3l). The transcript has 5 exons. Bases 58 to 1182 code for a protein of 374 amino acids. Gene Ontology annotation, molecular function: tachykinin receptor activity. The record is from RefSeq and is a predicted model, not a curated record. Gene Ontology annotation, cellular component: sperm midpiece; plasma membrane. NCBI's taxonomy places the organism in Eukaryota, Metazoa, Chordata, Actinopteri, Holocentriformes, Holocentridae. Gene Ontology annotation, biological process: G protein-coupled receptor signaling pathway; positive regulation of flagellated sperm motility.